Symbiodinium pilosum is the source of this 1881-nucleotide messenger RNA. NCBI's taxonomy places the organism in Eukaryota, Dinophyceae, Suessiales, Symbiodiniaceae. The record is from the annotation of a GenBank genome assembly.
AUGGAUCCGGAGGGUGAGAAGAUUCCGCCCACGGGAUACAACACCUUUGACGAAUGCCCCUUCCCUGCGGAAGUGCUGGAUGAGGUGCGGAAAUCUGGCUUCGUGAAACCCAGCCCGAUCCAGAUGUACUCUUGGCCGCUGGCGGUGCAGGGAAAGGAUAUCAUCGGCAUCGCAACAACUGGUAGCGGAAAGACGGUGGCGUUUCUGUUCCCAGCUUUCAAGUUUAUCAUUGAGACCAAGGCCAAGGCUGAUGAUCCCACGUUGCUUUGCUUGUCACCGACACGCGAGCUGGCAGUGCAAGUUGAGAAUGAGGCUCACAAGUUCGGACGUGAGGCCGGCAUCAUCACCGUUUGCGUGUACGGAGGUGUUGGAAACAAGCGAGAUCAAGGCAGAGACCUGGCGAAGGGCUGCCACGUGCUGGUGGGUACGCCUGGUCGUCUGAAUGAUUUCGUCGAGGGAAAGGAGGUCUCCUUAAGCAAUGUGUCCAAGUUGGUGGUGGACGAAGCCGACCGAAUGCUUGACAUGGGGUUUGAGCCUCAAAUUCGCAAGGCUGUCAAGGAGGUGAAGGAUAAGAUGGAAAGGCAGACUCUUUUCUUCACGGCGACAUGGAAUACCAACGUGCAAAAGAUUGCCGCUGACUUUGUCAACAAGCCCUACCAGGUGAAGAUUGGAAGCACGGAACACUUGAAAGCCUCGGACAACAUCAAGCAAAUCGUCAAGAUUGUCGACCCUGACAAGAAAGUGCGUCAUUUGACCAAGCUCUUCCUGGAGUAUGAUAUCUCCGAAAAAGGUCGCGGAGAGAAUCGCGCAAUGAUUUUCUGCAACACAAAGAAGACCUGCGAGCAGCUAGAGGAUGGAUUGAAUCGAGCAAGGGUGCGUUGUGAUUCAAUCCACGGUGACAAGGAGCAAAGGGAGCGUGAGAAGGCUCUCAACGAUCUUCGGGAUGGCUACACAAAGAUCAUCUGUGCAACAGAUGUGGCUGCGCGUGGUCUGGACGUCAAGGGCGUGACCUUGGUCGUGAACUAUGACCCACCCAAGAAUGCAGAGGACUACGUGCACAGGAUUGGCAGAACUGGACGUGCUGGACAUUCAGGUACUGCGGUAACUUUCCUGACGGACCGCGACGAUUUCCAAGCCCGCCAAAUACGUACCGUCAUGCUCCGCAACAAUCAGGAAGUCCCGCGAGAGCUCCAAGCCCUUGUGGAUGGCACUCUCCCACGCCGGCGGCGCAGCCGCUCCAGGCGUCGUAGCAGAUCGAGGCGGCGCAGCCCUCGUCGCCGCAGCAGGUCAAAGCGCCGCAGCCCGAGGCGGAGCCGAGACCGGCGGAGUCGAGAUCGACGCAGCCGAGACCGCCGAAGCCAGCAUCGGAGCCGAGAUCGACGCAGCCGAGAUCGUCGAAGCCGCGAACGACCUCGCAAGAGAAGUGAACCAAGAGAUGCAAAAUCGCAGUCGCCAGACCGGCCGGCAAGAGGUGCCUCUAAUAACUUUGGGGACAGCGCCCCAGCUUCCGACCCAAGUCCUCAGGGCUGGACUCCUCCGCAGACGGCUCAAUACCCCUCUCAGGCGUAUCCAACACCAGCCCAUCCUAACCAUUAUCCUGAGACCACUGCCAUGCAACCAUACCCAGGACAAGUACCGGCACAGGCAGCAGCCCCCGCCCAGCCCCAGUACAGCUGGUUGAAAACACCAGAACCAGCAGCACCCCUCAAUCCAGCCCCCCAGUUCACGACACCUGCUGCGCACUAUGCACCUGCAACUGGGUAUGCUGCCCAUGUUCCGCAGUGGGGUGCUCCACCACAGGCUGCCCCGCAAGUGGUUCCUCCACCCCAGCAUUAUGGAGCAGCACCCCAGCCCGCAAGGCAGUACAGCUGGCUCCAGUAG